UCGGCUAAGUUGCGUUUGCGCAUCACCAAUCAUCGUAAAACUGGCAUUAAAUUUGCGCGUAAAAGAAUGCCAAAAAUUGGAUUAUUGCAACAAAGUUAAUAUACGCGUUUAAGUAAAUAGCAACAAAUGUGAUCAUACGAAUUCACAUAAAUAAACUGCAUAUUGGGUGUGCUAAAAAUCCAAAAUCGCCUCUUCACAAAUGCCACAACAAAAGACGCUACAAUUUGUCUGAAUAGUAAACAACUAAUAUACUAAAGUCACAACAACAAAAUCAACAACUAUCAAUAAGCAAAAAUAUAAACAAUGAAUCCGGCUGAGCUGCGGAUGAUGUGGAUGAGCAGCCAAUACAACUCGGAGCGCAUUACAUUGGAGGAUGCUGCGACUCUGCUAGGUCACUCAACCGUUGGCCUAUCCGUUAUGGAGGAUAUGGCACAUCAGCCCACUUUGGAUAUGAGUCCAAUGAUGAGUAUUGUUGGGGGGGACUUUACGGGACAGGCAGCAGCAGCCGCUGCCGCACUGGGCGUUCAGCCAGGAACGCUAAUUGCCACAAAUACAAAUAAUCUGUACGGCUUUGCGCAUAUGGGUGGACUGCAGCAACAGUUGCUGCAGCAAUCCGCCGCAGCGACCGUCUUUCAAAACUAUGCCGAAGUCAUGGAUGGCGAUGAUGGCAACAAUGCCGGUGUGGCACUGAUGGGCGUCAGCUCGGCGGCCGUUGAUGAUGAUCAGCAGGUCUAUGGCCAAUUGGAGGAUGGCUAUGAUGAUGGCGCUGCCAGUGGCGGCAUGUCCGAUCUAGAGCCCAAGCAGGAGAUCAUAAACAUUGAUGAUUUUGUAAUGAUGAACGAGGAUAAUAAUUCGUAUGAUGGCACCGAUUUUAUGACUUCGUCGGAUAAGGAUAUCUCACAGUCAUCAUCGUCGUGCAUGACCAGCAUGCCGAAUCAUGAUAUGCUUGUGCCGUUAGCCGAUGGCCUGCUGCAUCACAAGCUGCUGGGCACCACGCAUGCGAUGAUAAAUCAAGCCGGCACAUCCCUAGCCGGCAUGCCAGGAGCAUCUGGCAGUGGCAAUGGCUUUGCCAACAUCUUAAUUGCCGGCGAGGAGGCAACAGGCACACCCACGGCAAAAGCAAUGCGUCCCUACGGCAUUGCGUCCGGCAGCAGUAAGGCUGGCAAUAGCGGAUCUGGCUCUGGGUCCAGCUCCUCGAUGCGUGCCCAGCGCAAGACGCGCAAAAUUGAGCCAGUGAACCGGCCUGGACUCGUGCUCAAGACACCGAUUGCCUACAAGGGCAACAUUGAUCCUUCGGUCAUACCGAUACAGAAAGACGGCAUGGCUGUCUGUGAACGUUGCGGUGCCAUUGGUGUGAAGCACACGUUCUACACAAAGUCGCGACGUUUCUGCAGCAUGGCCUGUGCUCGCGGAGAGCUCUAUUCGCUGGUGCUCAAUAGCAAGAUGGAUGCCAGCAGCUCGCCAGCUCCUGCACUGGAGAUGCCCGAGUCAACGGGCGCAGCGGAAACAAAUCUGGCAUCGCCGUCGGAUGCGCAGGAUCAACAUCAUCAGCAACAGCAGCAGCAGUCGGACAUUGAGCUAACACUGCAAGCGGCACAUAUCAAAAAUGCCAACUAUCGUUUUCGUAUAACGGAUCAGUCGAAGAUAACGCAGCUGAACGGAUUCGGAGAGCCCAUGUCGCUGGGCGGGGAUGCAGCUGCCAAUAAUGUGCAAAUGGCCACGGAGGAGACAAUUGCAGCACUGAAUGGAGCUGCCGUUGGCGAUGCUGCUGCGCCGCCGGCCGAAGCCAGCGGCAGCGAGCUGAACGCCGCCGCCAGCAAUUCUUUUGUGAAUGCUGCGCCAACGCCCAAAGCACUUCGUCUGUUUCGAGAUGCCUUUCCGCAGGAAGAUCUGCCUCAAAUACCCAAAUACGAACGUCUUCCGGCGCCAUGCCCACAAAUGGAGAAGAUCAUCAGCAUACGACGGCGCAUGUACGAUCCGAUGCACUCGUACGACUGGCUGCCGCGGCUGGGCAAACCGAACUUCUAUGCGGCGCCCGUUACCUGCUUUCCACAUGCGCCCGGCUACGAGGUGUGGGAUAGUCUCGGCGUGGGCAUGAAGGUGGAGGUGGAGAACACCGAUUGCGAUAACAUUGAGGUCAUUCAGCCGGGACAGACACCCACCUCGUUUUGGGUGGCCACCAUACUGGAGAUUAAGGGCUACAAAGCGUUGAUGAGUUACGAGGGAUUCGACGUCAACUCGCACGACUUUUGGGUGAAUCUCUGCAAUGCCGAAGUCCAUUCGGUGGGAUGGUGUGCGACGCGUGGCAAGCCCUUAAUACCGCCACGCACCAUCGAGCACAAGUACAAGGAUUGGAAGGACUUUCUCGUGGAGCGUUUGUCCGGCGCACGCACAUUGCCCUCCAAUUUCUAUAACAAGGUCAACGACAGUCUGCAGUCGCGUUUCCGACUCGGCCUGAAUCUGGAGUGCGUAGACAAGGAUCGCAUAUCACAGGUGCGCUUGGCCACGGUGACCAAGAUUGUGGGUAAACGUCUGUUCUUGCGGUACUUCGAUUCGGAUGACGGCUUCUGGUGCCACGAAGAUUCGCCCAUUAUCCAUCCAGUUGGUUGGGCCACAACAGUUGGCCACAAUUUGGCUGCGCCGCAGGACUAUUUGGAACGCAUGCUGGCGGGUCGUGAGGCCAUGAUUGAAGUGCACGAGGAUGAUGCAACCAUUGAGUUAUUCAAAAUGAAUUUCACAUUUGACGAAUACUUUCUGGAUGGAAAAACCAAUGGCUUUAUCGAAGGCAUGAAGCUGGAGGCUGUCGAUCCGCUCAAUCUAUCCUCGAUUUGUCCCGCCACUGUGAUGGCUGUACUCAAAUUCGGAUAUAUGAUGAUACGCAUCGAUUCAUAUCAACCGGACGCCUCAGGGUCUGAUUGGUUUUGCUACCAUGAGAAGUCGCCUUGCAUUUUCCCGGCUGGCUUUUGUGACUCAAAUAACAUAGCUGUGACGCCGCCGAAUGGUUACGAUUCGCGUACCUUCACCUGGGAGGGUUACCUGCGCGACACUGGCGCCGUUGCGGCCGGCCAGCAUCUGUUCCAUCGCAUUGUGCCCGAUCAUGGCUUUGAAGCGGGCAUGAGUCUGGAAUGUGCGGAUCUGAUGGAUCCGCGUCUAGUGUGUGUGGCCACAGUGGCGCGUGUUGUGGGUCGGCUACUCAAGGUUCACUUUGAUGGCUGGACGGACGAGUAUGAUCAGUGGUUGGACUGCGAGUCGGCGGAUAUAUAUCCUGUAGGCUGGUGUGUGCUCGUUGGCCACAAACUGGAGGGACCACCGCGCGUCUCCCACCAGCAAGUGCCGAAGCCAGCCCCCAAACCCAAAGUGCAAAGAAAGCGCAAGACUAAAAAGGGAGCCAAUGGCUCAACUGGCGCUGCUGCCAACAAACAAUCGCAACAUGACAAUAGCACGCAGACAGCAGUCAAGCCCCGCACGAUCGCCUUGAAGACUACGCCGCACUUGCCGAAGUUGAGCAUUAAGCUGGAACUGAAGCCGGAGCAUCACAAUGCUGCCUUCUAUGAGAAUAAUCAGGUCGAGGAGGAUGAGGAUGAGGAUGGGGUGGCUGAGGAAGAUGCCGAUGGCGAUUGCAGCACCAGCCACAUGUCUGAACAGUCUACCACAACGAGCUCCGAUCAGUUUGCUUCACUUGGCGGGGCUCCAGCCAACACGGUAACGCCGACGGCCAGCGGCGGCAAUAGCAAUGCCAGCAAAACAAUGGUAAAGAAAUCUUCUACUACUAAAUCUCCUGCGCCACCAAUUAUGGGUCGCAAAGCCACUAGUUACAUUGCGAACUCUGCGGUUACGAACAGCAAGUACAUUCCUCGUUUGGCCGAUGUCGAUUCGAAUGAGGCGCAUCUGGAGCUGAUGCCGGACACCUGGAACGUGUAUGAUGUGUCACAGUUUCUGCGUGUGAACGACUGCACCGCACACUGCGACACGUUUAGCCGCAACAAGAUCGAUGGCAAGCGAUUGCUGCAGCUGACUAAGGAUGAUAUAAUGCCGUUGCUGGGCAUGAAAGUGGGACCUGCGCUCAAAAUCUCUGACCUCAUUGCGCAACUAAAGUGCAAACUCAAUCCCAGCAAGUCCAGAUCGCACAAGACGAACAAGUCACAGUUCUUAUAGUGCGGCAUCAGCCAGGACAUUAUCUUAAUGCCGGAAGCGAAACCCAAACAGUGUUUAACAAAGCCAAGCGUAGUUGUUUUUCAUUUUUAUGAAACGACGAAACGCCCGCAUCUACACGUGUAUA
Drosophila arizonae is the source of this 4279-nucleotide messenger RNA. RefSeq names its product Scm-related gene containing four mbt domains (gene Sfmbt). NCBI's taxonomy places the organism in Eukaryota, Metazoa, Arthropoda, Insecta, Diptera, Drosophilidae. Gene Ontology annotation, cellular component: nucleus. The record is from RefSeq and is a predicted model, not a curated record. Gene Ontology annotation, biological process: negative regulation of DNA-templated transcription; heterochromatin formation. Gene Ontology annotation, molecular function: chromatin binding; zinc ion binding.